This is a messenger RNA of Phragmites australis (common reed), 758 nucleotides long. RefSeq names its product histone H3.3. The transcript is spliced from 2 exons. Gene Ontology annotation, molecular function: DNA binding; structural constituent of chromatin; protein heterodimerization activity. Bases 110 to 520 code for a protein of 136 amino acids. Gene Ontology annotation, cellular component: nucleosome. NCBI's taxonomy places the organism in Eukaryota, Viridiplantae, Streptophyta, Magnoliopsida, Poales, Poaceae. The record is from RefSeq and is a predicted model, not a curated record.
CCGCCUUCGCCUCACUAAUCGCCUUUCCGCACACUUGGUCGCAUUCGAGUUCGAGUCCCCCAAAUCCGCGAGUCCGAGGAGAGCAGAAGGAAGUCGACUAGAAGAGGAGAUGGCCCGUACGAAGCAGACUGCCCGAAAGUCCACCGGCGGCAAGGCGCCACGCAAGCAGCUCGCUACCAAGGCGGCGAGGAAGUCCGCGCCGACGACCGGCGGCGUGAAGAAGCCCCACCGCUACAGGCCCGGGACGGUGGCGCUGCGCGAGAUCCGCAAGUACCAGAAGAGCACAGAGCUGUUGAUCCGGAAGCUGCCCUUCCAGCGCCUGGUCCGCGAGAUCGCGCAGGACUUCAAGACGGAUCUGCGGUUCCAGAGCCACGCCGUUCUGGCACUCCAGGAGGCGGCCGAGGCCUACCUCGUGGGGCUCUUCGAGGACACCAACCUCUGCGCCAUCCACGCCAAGCGCGUCACCAUCAUGCCCAAGGACAUCCAGCUCGCGCGCCGCAUCCGUGGCGAGCGCGCGUAACCCCCACGUUGGGACCAGCAGGGCGGAAGGGCGAUCAGGAUGGUGUCGACUCGUUGAUUCCCUUCCCCGUUCAGAUCUGAACUAGCUGUAACAGUCUCGUUUUAAUUAGUGUAAUGUAAAAACAGGAGUACAAUUCUCGUUUGUGCUGUUACUUAGGUUUGCUUCGCGAUGAAGCAAGCUCGUCAAAGACUUAUUGGUUGUUGUUACUAAAUGAAAUCACAAUGUUCUUAAAUCUUAA